Molecule: messenger RNA, 1783 nt
Organism: Eurytemora carolleeae
Lineage: Eukaryota; Metazoa; Arthropoda; Copepoda; Calanoida; Temoridae
Product: heat shock 70 kDa protein cognate 4
Biological process (GO): protein refolding; cellular response to unfolded protein; vesicle-mediated transport
Cellular component (GO): cytoplasm; cytosol; plasma membrane
Molecular function (GO): ATP hydrolysis activity; ATP-dependent protein folding chaperone; misfolded protein binding
Source: RefSeq, a predicted model, not a curated record
GUUAUCUCUGACGGUGGUAAGCCGAAACUGGAGGUGGAGUACAAGGGGGAGAAAAAGAGCUUCUUCCCCGAGGAGGUGUCCUCCAUGGUGCUGGUCAAGAUGAAGGAAACGGCGGAGGCGUAUCUCGGCGGAACUGUCAACAACGCCGUUAUCACUGUCCCAGCCUACUUUAACGACUCACAGAGACAAGCAACUAAGGACGCCGGAGUGAUUUCUGGAUUGAAUGUACUCAGAAUCAUCAACGAACCUACUGCAGCUGCUAUAGCCUACGGACUAGAUAAGAAGGUUACCGGAGAAAAGCAUGUUCUUAUCUACGACCUUGGAGGAGGAACCUUUGAUGUUUCCAUCCUAACCAUCGAGGACGGUAUCUUCGAGGUUAAAUCCACCAGUGGAGAUACGCAUCUAGGUGGAGAGGAUUUUGAUAACAGGAUGGUUAAUCAUUUUACAACUGAAUUCAAGAGAAAGCAUAAGAAGGAUAUUAGUGAUAAUAAGCGAGCUAUCAGACGUCUACGCACAGCAUGUGAACGAGCUAAGAGAACUCUGUCCGCCUCUUCUCAAGCUAAUAUUGAGAUUGAUUCUCUCUUUGAAGGAAUUGAUUUCUAUACUAGCAUUACUAGAGCUAGGUUUGAAGAACUCAAUGCAGAUCUGUUCAGAGGUACAAUGGAUCCUGUAGAGAAAUCUCUGAGAGAUGCAAAGAUGGAUAAAUCUGAUAUCCAUGAGAUAGUGCUUGUUGGGGGUUCUACCAGAAUACCUAAGAUUCAGAAGCUUUUGCAAGAUUUCUUCAGUGGGAAAGAGUUGAACAAAUCAAUCAACCCUGAUGAAGCAGUGGCAUAUGGAGCUGCUGUUCAAGCUGCUAUUCUCUCCGGAGAUAAGUCGGAAGAAGUACAAGACCUGCUUCUUCUUGACGUCUCUCCUCUUUCUCUGGGUAUAGAAACUGCUGGAGGUGUUAUGACCUCCUUGAUCAAGAGAAACACCACCAUCCCAACCAAACAAACUCAAACCUUCACAACCUACAGUGAUAAUCAACCUGGAGUGCUUAUACAAGUAUAUGAGGGGGAACGAGCAAUGACUAAGGACAACAAUCUGCUGGGGAAGUUUGAGUUGACCGGUAUUCCUCCAGCUCCCCGGGGAGUUCCACAGAUUGAGGUCACAUUUGACAUUGAUGCCAACGGAAUCCUCAAUGUCUCUGCCAUGGAUAAAUCUACAGGAAAAGAGAAUAAGAUCACAAUCACUAAUGACAAAGGAAGACUGUCUAAGGAGGAUAUUGAAAAGAUGGUGAAUGAUGCUGAGGCCUACAAAGCUGAAGACGAUAAGCAAAGAGAGAGGAUUGGAGCAAAGAAUAAUCUAGAAAGCUACUGCUUCAAUAUGAAAUCAACCCUAGAGGAGGAUAAGGUGAAGGAUAAAAUCCCUGCCUCGGAUUGCAAGCUGAUUAAUGACAAGUGUGAUGACACUAUCAAGUGGUUGGAUGCUAACCAGACAGCUGAGAAGGAUGAGUUUGAAGAUAAACAGAAGGAGCUGGAGCAAAUCUUUAAUCCUAUUAUUCAGAAACUGUAUGGAGGAGCAGGGGGAGCAGGAGGAGCUGGAGCUGCAGGAGCAGGAGGAGCUACUGGAGCAGGAGGGGCUGGACCAACCAUCGAGGAGGUUGAUUAAAUCAUAUUGAUUAAUCUACUGCGGCUGGCGUUUUUAUCAAUAAAAUAAUGACGACUUUCUAUUGCAGUACUUUUUCCAACAAACUUAAAAAUAAAGUCUUCAUAGCUUUAUAUUGAUAAAAAUACCAAUUACU